Messenger RNA from Brassicogethes aeneus, 555 nucleotides. The record is from the annotation of a GenBank genome assembly. NCBI's taxonomy places the organism in Eukaryota, Metazoa, Arthropoda, Insecta, Coleoptera, Nitidulidae.
AUGCAAAAUAAAAAUGGAAGCAUAAAUUAUAAAGAUAAAUUAGUUUCUGAUAAAACAGGACCUAAUAAAAUAACAGCUACUCAAUUAAAAAAUGAAAUUGAAAAAGUCAUAUCUAACAUUAAUAAGGAAAGUGCUGAAAAUAUUGAAAAUGAUGGUUUUAAAAAGGUUACCUAUAAGAAAAAAACUAAACCAAAUACAACUAAAGGAACUGCAGAACAAGAAGAAACUGAAAAUUUUAAAGCCUGUCCAUCAAAAAUGUGGCUCUACAUAGGACGGGUAUCUGAAGGUGUGGAAGAAGUUGAUGUUAUAAACUAUAUUAAAAAAAAGUGCAAUACAGCUGUAGAAACUGACAUUGUAGUCAGUCAAUUAUCAACGAUAGGAAAAGCAAAAUCAUUCAAGGUAGGAAUAAGCAACAAAUAUCAUGAAAAUUUAAAUCAAGCUAGUUUCUGGCCUGCAAACAUCAUCAUUAGAAGAUUUAAUUUCUGGGCUCACAAGAAGAAUUCUGAAGAAGAGACAGCAAAUUUUUCAAAACCCACAGAAGAAAAAAUGAAUUAA